AUGGGCAAGAAAGAUAAAAUUGCAGCUGCCCCUGUCAAGGCAUCGAAGAACGUAAAGGCCUCUACCCGCAAGGGAGAGACUGCCACUGAAAAGAAGAAGGCGGUGAAGGCGAAAGAGCCUGAACCUAUGGAGGAGGAAUCUGAAGAUGAGCCGGAGGACUCGGACUCCUCAGAAGACUCUUCGGAUGAAUCCUCAGACAAUUCGUCGAGCGAUGAUGACGAUUCCUCGGACGAUUCUUCAGACAAUGAAUCCGAUGCUGAUUCUAACGAUUCCGAUGAAGACUCUGAUGAGGACGACGACGAGGAGAAAAAGAACUCAAACGACGACUCUGAUGAUUCCUCAGACGAUGAUUCUGACGAUGAUUCUGACGAUGACUCCGACGAGGACGACAAUGAUGAAAAGAGCUCGAAAGAAGACUCUAGCGAUUCCUCUGACGAUUCCUCAGAUGAUUCUUCUGACGACUCCGAUGAGGAUAACGAUGAAGGCAAGAAGUCAAAAGAAGAAGACUCAGACAACGACUCGGACGACGAUUCUGAUGACGAUUCUGACGAUGACUCGGACGACGACUCUGACUCUGACGACGAUUCUGACGAUGACGACGAUAAAGACAAGAAGACGUCGAAGAAAGAUUCGGAUGAUGACUCGGAUGACGACUCGGAUGAUGACUCGGAUGAUGACUCGGAUGAUGACUCGGAUGAUGAUUCGGAUGAUGACUCCGACGACGAUAAAGACAAGAAGACGUCGAAGAAAGAUUCGGAUGAUGACUCGGAUGACGACUCGGAUGACGACUCGGAUGACGACUCGGAUGACGACUCGGAUGACGACUCGGAUGACGACUCGGAUGACGACUCGGAUGAAGACUCGGACGACGACUCGGAUGACUCAGGUGAAUCCAAUGAUGACUCGAGCUCGUCUGAAGACGCUCCCAAGCCCGUAUCGAAGAAGCGCAAGGCUGAUGACGGUGAAGAAGCCGCACCGAAGAAGACUAAAGUUGACGAGAGUGUUGACGAAGGUAUCAAGACUCUGUGGGUCGGCCAGUUAAGCUGGAACGUUGACAAUGACUGGCUGAAAAGUAUAUUCGAAGAGUACGGCACCGUGACGGAUGCGCGUGUACAGUGUGACCGCGACUCUGGUCGUAGCCGGGGCUUUGGCUACGUCGACUUUGCUACGUCUGCUGAGGCUCUGGAGGCAUCCAAGAAGGCGCAGGGCAAAGAGGUCGACGGUCGCAACCUUCGCGUUGAUUUGCAGGCUCCUCGCGCUCCCAAGGAGCGUGCCGAUUCGCGUGCCAAGCAGUUUAACGAUGAGCGCAGUGCUCCCUCUAACACACUCUUCCUUGGUGGUCUCGCAUGGUCUUUGACUGAAGACGAUAUCUGGAAUACCUUUGCUGAGUACGGUGAAGUGUCUGCCGUCCGUCUGCCAAAAGAGAUUGAUUCAGGCCGUCCCAAGGGCUUCGGCUAUGUUGAAUUCGCUUCUCAGGAAAAUGCUGCGCAGGCUCUCGAGGCUCUCCAUGGACAGGAGCUCGGCGGCCGUCCUAUCCGCAUUGACUUUGCGGGCAAGCGCGACAACACUAACUCUCCACGUGGCGGCGCCUCCAACCGAGGCCGAGGAGGAUCCCGCGGCGGAGCUCGUGGCGGCCGUGACAACGGCUGGGGAUCUCGUGCCUCUGGCAGUGCUCGCAGCGGUGCAAUCGCGAAGUCUGCCGGUAAAAAAAUGACAUUCGACGACUAA
Malassezia sympodialis ATCC 42132 is the source of this 1728-nucleotide messenger RNA. RefSeq names its product RNA-binding protein. NCBI's taxonomy places the organism in Eukaryota, Fungi, Basidiomycota, Malasseziomycetes, Malasseziales, Malasseziaceae. Gene Ontology annotation, molecular function: RNA binding. The record is from RefSeq and is a predicted model, not a curated record.